AUGCAGAUGAUCUCACUAUCUCAACAAGAACAUUCUUAUUAUUAUUUCGUCAUUGAGUUUAUAUUACAAUUUUUUACAAAACUAUUUAAUAAAACAAUUCAUCUUAGUUAUACAUUUUUAUUUAUUAAAUAUCAAUUUGAUACGUCCAAAACAUUAUUUACUACUGUAUCGUCGAAUACUACCACUACUACUACUACUCCUACUCCUACUGCGGCUACUACUAAUAGUAAUCCCAAUAAUACGCCCCAAUCAUCAUCUGUACAUCAACAUACAACAAUAAUUCCACGACCAUUUGUACCAGAUCCUGGAUUAAGUGUAUUUACAGCGGUACAUUUAUUAAUAUUAAUGCUAUGUUUCAUUACAAUACCAUCGUCAUCAUCAUCCCAUAAUCAUCCAUAUUCUUCGUGUCAGGAUAAUACAAACGGUAAAAAUAAUCAAUAUCAUUCUUCUUCUGUGCCUUCUUCACCUUCUAAUGAUCAUUAUUAUUAUUAUUACUAUUAUUACAAUGAUGAUUGUCAAUGUUGUCAACCGAAUACACCGAAACAACACUCCAAUUCAUUGUCAUCCUCUUCAUGUCCUACUUCAAAUAAUAUGAAUACAUGGAUGACUAAUAAUAAUAAUAAUAAUAAUAAUAAUAAUAAUAAUUGGUGGUUACCGGAUGAUUUAAAUUGUAAAAUUAUACCAACAUUAGGUUUAUUUUAUUUAGAUAAAAAUGAAGAGAAUGCAACAAUGAAUAACAUGUCCACAUCGGCGUCAUCGGCGUCGCCGUCGUCAUCGAUUUUCGUGUUGUACAAUUCCACCAAUGAUUUAAUGCAUUAUUUAACGGCGGCAUCAACUACAACAACAGCAAAUAAUAAUCAUUGUCGAAUGAAUGUAUUAUAUCGUUGUAUUGAAUAUUUCACAUGUGAAUUAACACGUCUAUUAUUAUGGCUUGAACAAGGUAAACCAGCUGGUUUAAAAAUCAAUUUACAUUUAGCUUAUUUAAUGGGACAAUUUUUCUUAUAUCAUUUAUUAGCAUGGCGUUCAUAUGUUACAUUUAUUAUAUCAUUAUUAAUUUAUACAAUAAAACAAUUUAUUGAACAUUGGACAAUCAUUGACGAGACAUUGAAUAAUGAUUAUAUUUUAAUGAAUACUAUGACAAUGUUAUGUUUAUUAAUGAGUACAAUUUAUUUAAUGACGGCGACAACAAGUAUGACAAUGACAAGUGGCUGUACUAGUAGUACAUCAUCAAUGUGUACAUUGAUACAACCCAACACUUUUACUGAUUGCCGCCGUAAUAUUUGUUUAUUUAAAAUACUGAUAAUAUAUUUUUCAACAAUUCUACGUUUAAUGCUUGGAUUAUUUAUAUGUUUAAUAUUGGAUAGUAUAGAAUUGAUUACGCUGCAUUUAACAAGUUUUUAUAUUUAUGCUAUACAUUUAAUUCGUUUACAAUUAAAAACAAUCGCCGCUUCAUGGCGUCUAUGUCGUAACAGUUCCAAAUGGAAUCCAUUACGUAAUCGUGUCGAUAAAAUACCCGAUAUGUAUAUUGAUUCAAGUGAAUUUUUCUUAUCGGUUAGUUCAUUGCAAAAGAAAAUCUCAUCAACAGCAUCAUCGUCAACAUCAUCCCCAUCAUCGCAAACAUUCUUCUCGUCGUCGACAGCAGCAGCUGCUGCUGAUCAUCAUCAACAACAACAACAGCAAUUGACAGUUCUCUCCACCGACGAAAACCAUCCUCACGAUCACCUUCAACAACAACAACCGCCAAACAAGUCAUACCACCACCACAACCACCGCCAUCAUCAUGGACACACACGUACACCAUCGUAUAAGUUUAUUUCCAAUAAAAAAGAUUCUAAUAUUAUUUUAUGUGAUCAAUUAACUAGACAAACGUGUGGAUUAUAUUUAGAUCGUUUAUUAGUGUCAACUUUAUUAGGUCUUGCUAUUGGAUUAUGCUUGCUGACUACAACAAUAGCAUUUUAUGUAACAUUUGCAUCGGUUCAAUUAAUUUUAUUACUGAUUAAAAAUAUGUUAAAAAAUUUAAUCUGGUUUAUUAUGGACUUUCCAUUGGAAUCUUUAAUAUGCUGGUUAUUCAAUAGUUCAGAUUAUCAAACUAAAUUAAUUUUAGAAGCGCCAAAAAUGAAUUCAAAAUAUUUUUCAUUUAUACAAUUAAAAGUAACUAGAAUUGAUUUCAAUGAAAUGUAUCAACAGAAUCAUAUUUUACAUAAACCAAUAUUCCCUAUUAAAUGUUUAUCAAUACGUGAAUUAUUCUAUCGUCUUUUAUCUGCACAAGAUAUUCGUUGAGAAUUAGUUAUAUGAUGAUGAUGAUGAUUAUUAUUAUCAACUUUUCUUUUCCACAAGAUCAGAUCCUACAUCCAAUUACGCUCAAUCCUCCUCUCCCCUAUCUAUUGCCCUGGGGCUUGGGGAUGAUUGACAGUAGCUGUAGUAGUAGUAGUGGAGGCGGAGCUCUAAGCGGAGGUUUUUAUUUUUCAUUUUGAGUCAAUUAAAAACGAAAAAAAAUUACAUUGAACAACACCACUCUAUUUGCACACCAACAUCUUUGAGUCGCGUGACUUCCAAUGCUCCAUCCUUCUUCUUCUUCCAUUCCUGUUGUUACUUCCUGUUGGUACUACUCCAUUUACUUCUUGCUCCAUUUGCUUUCCGUUUUUCCUCUUCUGACCGUGCGAUUUCUUCUUCCUUCACGUCCCCCUUCUUAUACUACUUAUAUUGUUCGUAUAAGUAGCACACACCACACUACCCGACUAUAUUGGACAGUUAGUUGUAUGUAUGUAUGUAUAUUUUCUCUGCUUGUGUUCUUGUCUCUUCUUGAUCAAUAUGUUGUAUAAAUCAUUUGAUUAUUUCUGUAUUUAUAAAUGUGUUUUUUUUUUCGUUGGAUAGAUGAUGCCUUUGUUUAAAUGAUGAUGACUGAGUUGACACUAUCCUCAUUUGGAUUCGGGUACUUGAAUGAUGUGUACUGUACUGUUU
This is a messenger RNA of Schistosoma turkestanicum, 2961 nucleotides long. The record is from the annotation of a GenBank genome assembly. NCBI's taxonomy places the organism in Eukaryota, Metazoa, Platyhelminthes, Trematoda, Strigeidida, Schistosomatidae.